Messenger RNA from Impatiens glandulifera, 1939 nucleotides. RefSeq names its product cystathionine gamma-synthase 1, chloroplastic. The transcript is spliced from 11 exons. Bases 84 to 1721 code for a protein of 545 amino acids. Gene Ontology annotation, molecular function: cystathionine gamma-synthase activity; pyridoxal phosphate binding. Gene Ontology annotation, biological process: transsulfuration. NCBI's taxonomy places the organism in Eukaryota, Viridiplantae, Streptophyta, Magnoliopsida, Ericales, Balsaminaceae. The record is from RefSeq and is a predicted model, not a curated record. Gene Ontology annotation, cellular component: chloroplast.
AUAUAUAUCCGUCGCGAAAGUUAACACGCCGAUAGAUCUCAUAUCUUCUUCUUCAUUUUCAAUCGCCUUUUCAAACCCUACCCAUGGCCGUUUCUAGCUGCCCUACCGCUUUCCCACCAUUCGAGUGUCGUUCUGAUCCAGAUUUCUCUGGCCUUCCUCGUUCCACCAAAGCUCAUUUCUCUUCCAAACCCGGCGUCGCUUCCUUUACCGGAUCUUCCGCUAAUCGCCAUGGUCUUUCAUCUCUCAUCUUCAGAUGUCCUCCCAACAUUGUCAGACAACUCAGCAUCAAAGCUCGUAGAAAUUGCAGCAACAUCGGUGUCGCACAAGUGGUCGCUGCUUCUUGGUCUACAUCCAACAAUCAGGCGGGAUCCGCCGCCGCUUCAUCUCAUCUCAAAUCAGUCGAUGCAGCUGCUUCUACUGCUCCUGCUGCUGUAUUGACCGGCGACGAUGACGAGGUGAUUGCUGUUGAUAAUAACAGUUUUACCACUAACCCUACUGAUGUACAGGUUCAGGAUCUGACUGUAAGAGAAGCUUAUUCGUUUUUGACCUCCGAUGGGAGCGUCGCUAUUCAUGCUGGUGAAAGACUAGGUCGCGGCAUUGUUACUGAUGCAAUAACCACUCCUGUAGUCAAUACAUCUGCCUACUUUUUCAAGAAAACUUCUGACCUCAUUGAUUUCAAGGAGAAGCGCAGUAAAAGUUUUGAAUAUGGGCGUUAUGGAAACCCAACAACUGUGGUUGUAGAAGAGAAAUUGAGUGCACUUGAAGGAGCUGAAUCAACUCUGAUAAUGGCAUCAGGAAUGUGUGCCAGCACUGUUAUGUUGAUGGCACUGGUUCCGGCUGGUGGGCAUAUGGUGACUACCACCGAUUGCUAUAGGAAAACCCGUAUAUUUAUUGAAACCUUUCUUCCAAAAAUGGGGAUUAAGGCAACUGUCAUCGACCCAUCGGAUUAUGAAGCUCUUGAACAAACACUUGCUAACAAUGAUGUUUCUCUUUUCUUCACGGAGUCUCCUACCAAUCCAUUCCUGAGGUGUGUUGACAUUGAGUUGGUUUCAAAACUUUGCCAUGAUAAAGGAACACUUGUCUGCAUUGAUGGAACCUUCGCAACACCACUCAACCAGAAGGCUCUUGCGUUCGGGGCUGAUCUUGUUUUACACUCUGCAACUAAAUACAUUGCCGGACACAAUGAUGUCAUUGCUGGUUACAUUAGUGGCUCUGAAAAGUUGGUUUCCCAAGUCAGGACUUUGCAUCAUGUUCUUGGUGGCACUCUAAACCCCAAUGCCGCAUAUCUGAUCAUCCGAGGCAUGAAGACGCUGCAUCUUCGUGUACAGCAACAAAAUUCCACGGCAUCCAGGAUGGCCGAGAUUUUAGAGGCUCAUCCCAAGGUGAAACAUGUCUAUUACCCAGGCUUGAAAAGCCACCCAGAACACGAUGUUGCUAAGAAACAAAUGUCUGGUUUUGGAGGUGUGGUCAGUUUUGAGGUAGAUGGAGAUUUAUUGACUACUGCCAAGUUUGUCGAUGCAUUAAGAAUCCCAUACAUUGCUCCAUCCUUUGGUGGUUGUGAGAGCAUAGUGGAUCAGCCUGCAAUUAUGUCUUACUGGGAUCUCAGCCAAUCGGAGAGGGGCAAAUAUGGGAUUUUGGACAACUUGGUUCGAUUCAGUUUUGGAGUUGAAGACUUUGAGGACUUGAAAACCGACAUCCUUCAGGCUUUGGAGAAAAUAUAGUGCGUUCUGUUCUGUAUUGGUUUCAAUUUGUUUCUUAGAAGGAGACUUUGUUGUUCCUUUUUUUUCUCUCUAUUUCGGUCUGUCUUGUCAGUGUUAUGUCUUCUUCUUCUUCUUCUUCCAAAUAAUGAAUGUUUUUGCUUGUGGGUAGAUGUUGAAUCAAUUCUUGUGUGAAAUUCAACAUGAUGUUAUUUAUUAAUGAAAAUUUGCAUUUUGAUGAA